This is a messenger RNA of Iphiclides podalirius (scarce swallowtail), 627 nucleotides long. The record is from the annotation of a GenBank genome assembly. NCBI's taxonomy places the organism in Eukaryota, Metazoa, Arthropoda, Insecta, Lepidoptera, Papilionidae.
AUGUCGGCGAUGAUCACGGCGCACUCGUCGUCGCGUAUCGCAUACGAUUACCAGAUAAACGAGCUGAAGGACGGCCUUCGGGACACCGAUCUCAGCGAUCACCAAAUGAACAAGAUGUGGGACUACGUGUGCGAGCUAUGGAACCGGCAGCAGGGGAGACAGAUGCCGGAGUUGGUCUACCAGCUGCCAUUUCGUCUACGCUGCCAGGUGAUGCAGGCGGUCUACGGAUGCCACAUACGGGAGUCCGUCAUAUUCAGCAGGACGGAUGACGACUUCAAGCGGAUGUUGGUCAUGUGGAUGAGGCACUGCGUGUUCUUCCCCGGCAAUUACAUCGUCCAGAGGGGCGACUCUGACCAGUGCAUCUACUUCAUACACAGGGGCGAAGUUGAAGUGUUGACUGUGCACCAGAAUUUGACAGAGUCAAUAUACGACAUUCUGGGUCCCGAAGAUAGUUUUGGAAUAGCGCAGGGUUUGUUCGUUGGUGUGCAGCAUCAUUUCUCGUUCCGUGCGCGCACCGUGGUGGACGUGGUCUAUUUAAAGCUAGAUGAGUGGAAGUAUUUGCUCGAUUUUUAUCCGAAAUCGGCCAAACUCGUGAGGAAAAAAGUGGAGAAUGUUUACUUAGCGAUU